CCCACGGCCACUGGUCAGAGGUGGCGUGCGAGCAGGCAGCGGGUCCAUGACGCCAGCCAGGCUUGGGGGCCGAGGGCCAGCCCAGUCACACUGGGCCUCCGGGGGACCUCGGGGGCCGUGAGCACUCAGAGAGAGCUUCCCAGGCCCCUUUGGGGACCUGGGCCAGUCCUGAAGAUGCCCACCAAUGGCCUGCACCAGGUGUUGAAGAUCCAGUUUGGCCUUGUCAAUGACGCUGACCGCUACCUGACAGCGGAGAGCUUUGGCUUCAAGGUCAACGCCUCGGCACCCAGCCUCAAGAGGAAGCAGAUGUGGGUGCUGGAGCCUGACCCAGGGCAGGGCACUGCCGUGCUGUUCCGCAGCAGCCACCUGGGCCGCUACCUGUCGGCCGAGGAGGACGGUCGCGUGGCCUGCGAGGCAGAGCAACCGAGCCGAGACUGCCGCUUCCUGGUCCUGCCACAGCCGGACGGGCGCUGGGUACUGCAGUCGGAGCCGCACGGCCGCUUCUUCGGGGGCACCGAAGACCAGCUGUCGUGCUUUGCCACGGCCAUCUCCCCGGCCGAGCUGUGGACCGUGCACCUGGCCAUCCACCCGCAAGCUCACCUGCGGAGCGUGAGCCGGCGGCGCUACGCGCACCUGUGCCCACAGGAGGACGAGAUCGCGGCAGACAGCAACACGCCGUGGGGCGUGGACGCGCUCAUCACCCUCAUCUUCCAGAACCGGCAGUACUGCCUCAAGUCCUGCGACAGCCGCUACCUGCGCAGCGACGGCCGCCUCGUCUGGGAGCCUGAGGCCCGCGCACGCUACACGCUCGAGUUCAAGGCAGGCAAGCUGGCCUUCAAGGACUGCGAUGGCCGAUACCUGGCGCCUGUGGGGCCCGCUGGCACGCUCAGGGCUGGACGCAACACACGGCCCGGCAAGGACGAGCUUUUCGACUUGGAGGAGAGUCCCCCGCAGGUGGUGCUAGUGGCUGCCAACCACCGCUAUGUGUCUGUGAGGCAAGGGGUCAACGUCUCAGCCAACCAAGAUGAAGAACUGGAUCAUGAGACCUUCCUGAUGCAAAUUGACCAAGAGACAAAGAAGUGCACCUUCUAUUCUAGCACUGGGGGCUACUGGACCCUGGUCACCCACGGGGGCAUCCAGGCCACAGCCACACAAGUUUCUGCCAACACCAUGUUUGAGAUGGAGUGGCGUGGCCGGCGGGUGGCCCUCAAGGCCAGUAACGGACGCUAUGUGUGCAUGAAGAAGAAUGGGCAGCUGGCGGCCAUCAGUGAUUUUGUGGCCCCGGGUAUGCCCCCACGCCCUACCGCCCCUCAGCCCGCUCUCCCACCAGGCGAGGACGAGGAGUUCAUCCUCAAGCUGAUCAACCGGCCCAUCCUCGUGCUGCGCGGCCUGGACGGCUUCGUCUGCCAGCGCCGCGGCUCCAACCAGCUGGACACCAACCGCUCCGUCUACGACGUCUUCCACCUGAGCUUCAGCGAUGGCGCCUACCAGAUCCGAGGCCGCGGCGGCGGGUUCUGGCACACCGGCAGCCACGGCAGCGUGUGCAGCGACGGCCAGCGCGCCGAGGACUUCCUCUUCGAGUUCCGUGAGCGCGGCCGCCUGGCCAUCCGCACCCGGAGCGGCAAGUAUCUGCGCGGCGGCGCCUCGGGGCUGCUGCGCGCGGACGCGGACGCGCCGGCGGGGGUCGCGCUCUGGGAGUACUGAGCACCGGGCCCGCCUGUCCCCCAUUAAACCGUGUCAGUGACGCAGCGGCUCGAUGGCACCGAUCGGAGCGGGGCAGGGUGUGUGCGGAGGGUCUGCAUCUCCGGCCACAGGCCGGGCCUCUUCUGCCCUAGAGUUCCUGUGGUGGUCAACCUCUCCAUCCUCAUGCCCGGAAAAUCAAGGAGGGGGGCUUGUCUGGGGGAAGGGUUGAGCCAAUUGAGUGCUCCCCUCCCCCAAUCCUGGACAGCCACAGCCCUGAGCCGCCUCUUGUUCUGCCCUGCACUCCCCUUUCCGGGCCCCCCCCCCCAUGCCUUGCCAUACACCUCCUCCCCAAAACCGAGGGAGAAGACCCCUGCUCCACUCAGCGGGACCAGGAGUUAGGUGGGACAGCUAGAAGCCCGGUCUGUGGCCCUGGCAAGUCAGGCCUGUUAGAGGGUCUUUGGGGGGAGCACGUCUCCGUGGAGCAUCUCACUGCUCUCUUUCCCAGGAACAGAGUCCUAGAGGAUCUGGGAAACACCUGAUGGAGAAGUG
This is a messenger RNA of Equus caballus (horse), 2232 nucleotides long. RefSeq names its product fascin actin-bundling protein 2, retinal (gene FSCN2). Gene Ontology annotation, biological process: establishment or maintenance of cell polarity; actin filament bundle assembly; cell migration. The record is from RefSeq and is a predicted model, not a curated record. Gene Ontology annotation, cellular component: cytoplasm; actin cytoskeleton. Lineage: Eukaryota; Metazoa; Chordata; Mammalia; Perissodactyla; Equidae. Gene Ontology annotation, molecular function: protein-macromolecule adaptor activity; actin filament binding.